AUGCCGUCGGACGUGGCGGGAGGGUGCGUGAACAAGGCGUUUGAAGGCGCUGAUGAUGGAUUCCACACCAUAGACCUGCGGACUGGCCGGCGGGACGAUGAUCACCUGACUAGAACGCAGGCCUCAACAGAAGCUGAACAUGUGUCUCCGAAACAAACAGCUCAUGAUGAGGAGCACUCCCUCAAGUGUGGGUGGGGCAUGUUCCGACCCUCGUGGCUGCAGCGGUUCAGGACUGCUAAGUGGGCGCUGUUCUGGCUCUGCUGGGCUGGCGCCAUACAAGGUAUGGUGGUAAAUGGUUUCGUGAAUGUGGUGAUCACCACCAUUGAGAAGAGGUUCGGUCUGAGGUCCAUGCAGACUGGAGUCAUAGCUGGAGGUUAUGACAUGGCAUCAUUCGCAUGUCUAGCUCCAGUCACGUACCUGGGAGGUCGCUCAGGGUCCUCCAAGCCCCGCUGGCUGGGGCUAGGAGUACUCCUCAUGGGUACAGGGUCCUUACUCUUCGCUCUGCCACAUUUUCUCGUGCCUAAUUACAAGAUAGCUGGAAAUGAACCUGCUGAUCUAUGUACACCUAAUAGGACGCUGACAGACAGUUGCGAGGGUAACGUGCCGUCGGAGGGCGGCGCAUGGGCAGUUGCAGUGUUCGUGUUCGCGCAACUGUUGCACGGCGCGGGCGCUACACCACUAUUCACCCUCGGCGUCACCUACAUAGACGAGAACGUGUCUAAGAAGAUGUCUUCUGUUUAUUUAGGUGUAUACUACACAAUGGCGGUGGUGGGCCCAGCUAUGGGCUAUGUGAUCGGUGGACAGAUGCUCACCAUUUACACAGACUUCCUCACUGUCGACUCCGACGCGUUAGGCGUAACUCCUGUCAGCUCAGUAUGGAUUGGUGCCUGGUGGAUAGGGUUCAUUCUGUCCGCCAUUCUGUGCCUCAUCGUGGCGAUACCGUUGAUGGCCUUCCCUCAUGAACUGCCUGGCGCAGCAGAGAUUAGAGCGUCGAAGGUAUCUGAAGCUCAUGAAGGAGCUGCCUCUAAAUCAGCAGCCUUUAGCGCCCUGCACGAGUUGCCUCGUGCUGCAGCUGCUUUGCUCCGAAACCCCACCUUCCUCUUCCUCAACCUGGCAGGUGCCACUGAAGGCAUGCUUAUAUCAGGGUUCGCUGCAUUCUUGCCAAAACUGAUCGAGAACCAAUUCGCUGUCAACGCCUCAGAAGCUGCUUUACUUUUGGGAGUGAUCACAGUACCAGCAGGUGGAGGUGGUACAUUCCUCGGCGGAUGGCUGGUGAAGCGCUGGCAGCUGGCAUGCGCCGGUAUCAUCAAGCUGUGUGUGGCAGCCACUGUGGUGGCGGCUGCCUUCACCUUCGGCUUCGUGCUCACUUGUGACGACUACCCUUUCGCUGGAGUCACCGUUAUGUAUAAUAGUCCUGCAGUGCCAGGAGCGGACAGUCUCACAGCAAUGUGCAACACGGACUGUUCGUGUAUCAACGCCCCGUACUCCCCCGUGUGCGGAGCUGACGGCAACGUGUACUACUCAGCUUGCCACGCUGGCUGCACCAGGCAGACCCUCGCGGGAGCCGCCCAGCUAUUCCACCAGUGUUCCUGUGUGCUCACUAAAGAAAAUAUGACGCUACCGACGUAUGAACUUGAAGGAGAAGCUAACUCAACAAUAUCCUACGAGGCCAUCAACAGCAUCUGUUCAACGGACUGUCCACUCCUCUGGGUGUUCGUUUGCAUGUCGUUCGGAGUCAUGCUGUUCACGUUCCUGGCUACCAUGCCUGCGUUGUCAGCCACCUUGAGGUGUGUUCGAGAGGACCAGCGUUCCUUCGCAUUAGGAAUCCAGUGGAUAAAAGUCCGUCUGCUGGGUACAAUUCCUGCACCUCUGCUGUUUGGGUUCCUCAUCGACCUGUCAUGUUCCCUGUGGUCUACCUCUUGUAACAAGACUGGCGCUUGCUUGCAGUAUGACAAUAUUAAUAUGAGCAGGUACAUGCUAGGUAUAGCACUGGUGGGCAAGCUCUGUUCUCUACUGUUCUUCUUCCUAGCAUGGUGGUUCUACCGUCCACCGGGCAGUAAGAAUGGGAACGCCGUAGUUCCCUCAGUAGACCUAGUGGUCUGCGCCGAGAAGACCAAUGGGAACGUCACGAAUGUAGCCAACGGGACAUUGGAGAGAGGCAGUAAUGGCUACUGCAAUGCAGCUUUAGAAUGUAGCGACCAUUUGUAA
Molecule: messenger RNA, 2208 nt
Organism: Spodoptera littoralis (African cotton leafworm)
Lineage: Eukaryota; Metazoa; Arthropoda; Insecta; Lepidoptera; Noctuidae
Source: the annotation of a GenBank genome assembly